UUAAAUUCCAUUUCCGUCCUAGAUAGGAAAAUGGCGACCUACGCACUUGAAUGAAAGGAAGUUAGGCAUAUUUCCUUUAUACUUCCGCAAUGUCGUCAGAAAUAGAAAAAGAGUUUGCGGAAAAUGAAGCAAAUCAUCUCUGGCCCCAAUUUUAUCAGAUAAUUAAAAAUGAAGCUUCUAUGAUCUCAAUAAAUGAAAAAUUAUCUGUUGGAGAAGCAAGAAAACCUGAAAAUAGAAGUAAAAACAGAUACAGAGAUGUCAGUCCAUAUGACCACAGUAGAGUUGUCCUUCAGAGAGUACCAGAAGGAGACUCUGACUAUAUUAAUGCCAGUAUCAUAAAAGUGCCGGAGUCUAACAGGACCUAUAUUCUCUCACAGGGUCCUCUAGAACACACGGCAGGCCAGUUCUGGCAGAUGAUCUGGGAACAAAAUACCAAAGCUAUUAUUAUGUUAAACAGAGUCAUAGAAAAGGGAACUUUAAAAUGUCACCAGUACUGGCCACUUGGUGAAGAUGAAGAUGAAGAAGAGUUGACCUUUGACGAUACAAAUCUCAAGGUCACGUUACAGGAGGAACAAGCCUACCAACAUUAUACUGUCAGAACAUUUGAAUUAGAAAAUUUAGAAACACAAGAAGUUCGGGAAGUUUUUCAUUUUCAUUACAUCACUUGGCCAGAUUUCGGGGUACCAUCUUCGCCAGUCUCAUUUCUCAUAUUUCUAGAGGCAGUAAGAACGAAGGGGGUACUAGAACAGAACGUUGGGCCAGCAGUGAUACACUGUAGUGCGGGCAUAGGUCGUAGUGGUACUUUCUGUCUGGUGGAUUCUGCUCUAGUUCUGGUGGAGAAUAAUGGAUCAUUAAAGGGUAUUAAUGUCAAGGAUUUACUGAUCUCUAUGAGAUCAUACAGAAUGGGUCUCAUACAGACAGCUGAACAGCUCAAGUUCUCAUACAUGGCUAUUAUUGCCGGAGCAAAGAAAGUGAUUGCCUUAGCUGGUGAUAGAGAGGUCAACCAUGUAUUAGAUGACUACUUGGAUAGGGGUGAAACUCCGCCAACUCCUCCCGAUAGAUACGAAUCCUUGCCAUCCAAUAGAAGAGGGCCAAAGCCCCAGCCUCCUCCUCGAAAACACAACACGGAUGAAGUGUCUCAAGAUGAGCCUGCGGCCAAACAGUCUAAGCUGGACUCAUCAGUACCUCAGGUUCCAGAAAGAGCUAAUGUUGAGGGUAAAAUAAUCAAUAGAGACUCGGAUAGUGCUAGAAAUGAUUCUAGAGCAUUACCAGAUGAUGGUAGGCAGCAUGAUAUAAAAAAACAAGACUCUGAAAAUAAUAAUCCAAAAAAAGACGAAGAUGUAGUGAAAGGUGGAGAUAGUAGAGGAGGGGGUCAGGAAGGGGAAGGGGACGAGGAUAGUCAAGACAAGCAAACUGGUAACUCUGUUUCGGAGCCUCUUAGUGACACACAUUUACGACAGAGGAGACAAGAAGAGCGGCACAAGAGGAAAGAAAGGACACAAGAGAUGAUCAACAAGAUGAAGGAGAAACAGAAAACUAGUGAAACGUGGAAGAAAAGGCGGUCAAUCUUUAAACCAAUAGCAAUUGGACUGUCAUUGCUAGUUGGUACAUAUAUACUCUACAGGCUAUAUUGGUAGCUGAAUUUAUUACUGGGUUUUUUAAAGAAAGAAAAAAUUACAGAUAUUUUUUUUUUGAAGUGUGUGAGAAACAUGUUUUUAACUAAGUGUGAUCAGAUGUAUUUGGAAGUGAAAUUGAUUGUCAAUUUGUACAUUUUGUUCUCAUUGUGUACAGAAAGUUUUUUUGAGUAAGUAGAGCUGAACUGUGGGACUUUUUUUCUCCUAAUGUUAGAGAUUCUAAUUUUCCAGUAUCUAAGCCACAUGGGAUAAUACAGUGUUGUUGUAUAGUGUGAACUUAAAAGAAUCAAGGUUAUUGAUAAUAUAUUAUUUUGCGGAUAAGCAGUUGUUCUCUUAUCCCACAGAGUUUUUUUAAGUUCAUAAAUUUUUCAAAAAACUUGUCGCAAUCAUUUAGAUGGCUAUCUUAAAUUUUUUUGGGGGGUAAUAUUUUGGAGGUCAUAGCCUUUAAAGAUAAGAUGUUAAGGACUUGGUUUGAAUUUCUUUUUUACAUGUAUAAAGGGGCGGCAAAAUCAAUUUUCUGUAUUGACGAUUGUCCCACAGCCUGUAUGGAGGUUGAAGCACAGCCUGUAAGAAGGUUGUCCCACAGCCUGUACGGAGGUUGUCCCACAGCCUGUACGGAGGUUGAAGCACAGCCUGUAAGAAGGUUGUCCCACAGCCUGUACGGAGGUUGACCCACAGCCUGUACGAAGGUUGUCCCACAGCCUGUAAGAAGGUUGUCCCACAGCCUGUAUGGAGGUUGACCCACAGCCUGUACGAAGGUUGUCCCACAGCCUGUACGGAGGUUGACCCACAGCCUGUACGAAGGUUGUCCCACAGCCUGUAAGAAGGUUGUCCCACAGCCUGUAGGGAGGUUGACCCACAGCCUGUACGGAGGUUGAAGCACAGCCUGUAAGAAGGUUGUCCCACAGCCUGUACGGAGGUUGACCCACAGCCUGUACGAAGGUUGUCCCACAGCCUGUAAGAAGGUUGUCCCACAGCCUGUAUGGAGGUUGACCCACAGCCUGUACGAAGGUUGUCCCACAGCCUGUACGGAGGUUGACCCACAGCCUGUACGAAGGUUGUCCCACAGCCUGUAUGGAGGUUGACCCACAGCCUGUACGAAGGUUGUCCCACAGCCUGUACGGAGGUUGACCCACAGCCUGUACGGAGGUUGUCCCACAGCCUGUACGGAGGUUGAAGCACAGCCUGUAAGAAGGUUGUCCCACAGCCUGUACGGAGGUUAUCCCACAGCCUGUACGGAGGUUGUCCCACAGCCUGUACGGAGAUAAAAGGGACAAGAAAGUCAAAAUCAGAUUUUGUCGAUCAGAGUAUUAUUACCCUUAGCCUGAUAGCAGCAACAGAAUCUAACCAUGUGACACUUAGCAGCAGGCAGAUCUGUUCUGUAUAAUCAGCGUCUGCACUGUUGGCUAUUCAGUCAGUACUUAUUUUGAAAAUACACAUGUACAUGUAUUCCCUAAAAAAAUAGGAUACAUAGUUAUGUCUGGAUUAAAAAAUGGACUUGUUCAUUUGAGAUAUUACAGGAAGUAAGGGUUGGUAAUAUAUUCAUUAAUAUGCUGAUUAACCUGUAAAACAAUGAAAUGAAAUUUCUUAUUCAAAUUUUACCUGAUAAGUGUGACAUUGUGGCUACAUGGAAGUUCUAUUUGUUAUUUUAUUAUUAUUUUUCUAAUGUUUGAUAUAAAAGUUAUGAAAAGUGGUACAAUAUGUAAAUUUCUGAUUUUUUUUUUCUGUA
Messenger RNA from Ruditapes philippinarum (Manila clam), 3363 nucleotides. Its product is annotated as tyrosine-protein phosphatase non-receptor type 1-like. Gene Ontology annotation, molecular function: protein tyrosine phosphatase activity. The transcript has 9 exons. NCBI's taxonomy places the organism in Eukaryota, Metazoa, Mollusca, Bivalvia, Venerida, Veneridae. The coding region runs from base 90 to 1637 and encodes 515 amino acids. The record is from RefSeq and is a predicted model, not a curated record. Gene Ontology annotation, biological process: protein dephosphorylation.